Diaporthe amygdali is the source of this 1242-nucleotide messenger RNA. RefSeq lists its product as uncharacterized. The coding region runs from base 1 to 1242 and encodes 413 amino acids. Lineage: Eukaryota; Fungi; Ascomycota; Sordariomycetes; Diaporthales; Diaporthaceae. The transcript has a single exon. The record is from RefSeq and is a predicted model, not a curated record.
AUGGCAAUACACGCCGACUUCCAAGGUCGCCACGAUCCUAAUUCUGCUGUCAAGACGUCUUCAUCGGGGCACACAGGCCGCCCUCCACCGGAGGGUGCUUCGCCCCUGUUCUUGUCAGCACCCUCGUCCCCUCUGCCCUCGCCGGGCACACAGGGACACCAUGCAUUCACGCCGCCAGAGCGACCACCAGACUUGACUCGUACCGCCCCCAAAAGACGAAGAGCCCUUCACGAUGUUGACGGCCCUUUUACCGGAUCUCUGGGCUGCAAAAAACGCCGACUUCGCCGCGACCUCAUCACUUCCAGGCUGUCACGACCGUACUCGUCCCCGGCCACCCACAUAUUGAACCGUGAGGCGGCAGCCGGGGCCAAACGCUUCCUCAAGAUGGCGGCGGCGGCGGCGGCCAAGAAGCUUACGACCGUAGUGGUACCCACACCACCCACGGGCGACUGGAACUCGGGCCGGGCGGUGGCAGCGGCCCAGGUGGCCACCGUCGUUCCCGCGAACAGCAUCCACCACCUUGCGCCGGCCGAGAUGGUGCGGCGGGCAGCCAUCAUGAACAGAUUCAGAAUCCGGGUGUGUGACGAGGCGAGGGAACGAGGAGACCGAACUGAUCUCGAGCUGACGGCUGGUGCUGCUCUCCUGAGGGCCGGGCCGGGUUCGCAUGGGGUGGGGUUUGUGACAACUUCGAAGGUCGUGACGGCGCCCAGGCCUCCGGACCCACCAGCACAGGAGCAAAGCAGCAGGCACAUCGGCGCCGCAGCACACUGGGCCACCGCAGCACCCCCCUCGAGGGCUGCUCAGCUGACGGCCACACCCAGUGUCGCCGAAUCUUCCUCAGCAGUCCACCCCGCUGGGCCGGCUGUCCGCUGGUCACCGCCGAGCAAUCUCAGCAAGCAUGCAAGGCCUUGCGAUGCUGGGCGAGUGUCGCCGCGCCUGAGGCCUCUGAGAUCACCCGAGCUGACAGCACAGCGCAGCCAUGCCGAUUUCGGUGGGUUGGACGAAGACGAGCUCAGCUUCCCGGCGACGGACUACUCGGAUGACUUCCUGGAGAACGAGUCAGACGAGGUAUACACUGACUUCGGGGCCAUCUUCGGUGGCGGUCGUUGUGGUGAUGCGGCGGAUGGGAGUGAAACCAUUGGCGAGGGUAAAGGACCUGCCAGCGAGGAUGGGCACGGUGGUGGCGAGCACUUUGAGGAUUAUAUGGAUGACUUGGAUGGUAUCCCAUGGGGCGCGAGAUGA